This is a messenger RNA of Paramacrobiotus metropolitanus, 1575 nucleotides long. RefSeq names its product transmembrane protein 70 homolog, mitochondrial-like. The transcript has a single exon. Lineage: Eukaryota; Metazoa; Tardigrada; Eutardigrada; Parachela; Macrobiotidae. The coding region runs from base 587 to 1327 and encodes 246 amino acids. Gene Ontology annotation, cellular component: mitochondrial membrane. Gene Ontology annotation, biological process: mitochondrial proton-transporting ATP synthase complex assembly. The record is from RefSeq and is a predicted model, not a curated record.
GUGAUUCACGUGAAUAUUGAAAAUUACAAACAGUUUGUAAUUUUACAGCAACAAUUAUUAUUCCAUAAUUUCCGUUUAAUAUGUGGCACAACAUAAAAGUACUUACACAGGACCCAUUCUAAUAUUUUGCUUAUUAUGUACCGCCGGAUUCCAAACUUCCGGUUACCUGACUUUAUACACUCGAAGCCCCUCCGGUCCAUCAUGUAAUAAACAUAAGAUCCAAGUAUACAGUACAUACUCCGUCAUACUCGUACAAAUCCGUUUACAACUUGACGUCCAACUGCAAAUUUUGAUCUUCACUUCUGGAAAACGUUACAACAGGAUUACAGGAUAUUUCCUUGCUUUGAUCCGAGUUUUAUGGAGUACGUAAUGGUUUUUGAUUGGCUUGGUUGCGCCUUCGAUUAUCCGUUGGUCGCCGGGCUCGCCGCCACCGAUUAGCUUUGGAGAACUUACCAGAAACGCAGGACUUCACUUUAAUACUGACUUACACCUUUGCGAUUAGAACAUACAACCGAUUUGCGGUCUACGCAGAAGUGCGAAGUAAUCGGCGUUUGGCUUGCGAAAUAUCUGUGGACGCACGCCUGUCAUGGCCUUCCGAAAUCCUUCCGUCUUAUGCUGCCACGCUCGUCUGGCUUGUUCGUGGAUCAGUCCAGUACUGGUGUGCAGGCGCAGCGCUCCCUUGCUGGCGAACAUCACUGCUUGUUCCACCACUUCCGCUGGUUUCCACACCGCACAGCAUCCGUGCCUUCGGGCUCCCGUGUCUGAUUCGCGGCAAGAGAUAAGCCCCGCACGAAAACAACUGCCGCCCAUUGAGCUAGGAUUCGGCAACCUGGUCUACCGGGGAUCGAUUUCCAAGCAAGUGGUGCUAGUGAAGUUGCUGUCUUUCGGUAGCAGUGCGUUGGGCUUCAUGGGCCAGCCGAUUAUUUUGCGCAAUGUGGAUUCUCUCCCAACGUGGGUGAAGGCGAUUUUGUUCUCUUUUUUCGGCUUCUUCAUCUACAUUACCCCGAUUCUGUUCCACCUCGUUGUCAAGCGUUAUGUGUUUCGGAUAUAUUAUGAUCCCUCGACGAAGUUGUUCACGGCGGUGACGACCAAGUUUAUUCCUUCGUGGAAGUACCUGACGUUUCCGCGAGAAGACGUGGAAGUGCCGCCUAUCGGAGGAGCUUUCACGACGAUAACGGUUAAGCAGGGGAACAAGAAGAUUCCGCUGUUUAUUAAUCCGGAGGAAUUUAUCGACAACGAAGUUUAUAAAUUGUUUAUGAGCUACGAUUUGCCCAUUGAUGUCAUAAGGAAGGAUAAAACUGAAACGGAUGCUGAGCAGAAAAGUUGAUGCUGUCAUUGUUAAUGAUUGUUGUGGUGACGCUCGCUGGUGUUUUCUCUCUGCAUACCGUACGUAGCUGUGUAACCUUUAUGCAUUUAUUGUACAGUACAAAGAGUACAGAGUAGCAUUUCUAAAAAAAUUGUUUUAUGACCAACUAAUACAGUGUGUUGACUACGCAUUUGCAUUCUGUUCGUUAGAAUGCGCCGAGGGUGAACUGAGCAGCUGCGUGAAUACUGAUGAAAUAAUUUGUCCUGUAA